GGGACUCCAAAUGUCGACGAUCAGUGAUAUGACGUGAAAGUUAUGUCCCUAAAGUCGUUGGUUUCGUACCAUAUCCCCUUCCUUUUUUAUUGCAUUUUCAUUUUGACCAUAAGUGCGGAAAGUAUACCUUCUCAUAGUGCUAGGGGGAUACUUAUAGCAAAUACAGUUGACGGUUCAUUUAUUGGCUUAGAUAUUGAAAAUGGAAAAGAAUUAUGGAAGAUAGAUGGCCCUGCACUUGUUUCUCAAAGCCUCAGUGACCUACAGCUCAUGACAAAGACAAAGUCAUAUAACAUCGUCCCAUCUCUGGAAGGACAGCUUUUUUUAAUGGAGAGGAGAUUAACAGAUGACCUGGAGUUGUCUCAGGAGGCAUCUUUAAAAGCACUGCCACUGAAUAUCGAUUCUUUAUUUUCCUCGAAUUUUAUGCUUACAGAAGAGUCCAUCUUAACUGGAGGACGAGAUCACUCAACUUUUGCUUUUAAUCCUAAUGAUGGAAAAAUAAGAUAUAAUUGUACGCGUGAUGGAUGUACCAACUCUAAUAUUGAAAAAAGCUUGUCUGAUGGAAACGUCAAUACAAAUGAUCCAACGAUAAUAGCUUACAGAGUGAAUAACAUAGUGCGCGCAAUUAAUGCUCCAACAGGAGUUGAGAAAUGGAAUAUGAGUGUUCAUAAAUAUGAUCUUUGCUUAUUAACCGAUGGAAUUCCUACACCAAUGAAUGCUGUUCAAAAGCCAUUACCCCUUUGUAACGUACCUUUGGAUUCUCCACCUGUUCGCAGUAAUUUUAUGGAUGAGUCGUAUUUCAGUAUAGAUGAACCAGACUGGGAUUUUGGAUUAGAUAAACGAAUGAUAACAGCACGAACAAAGGAUAAACAUGCAGAAGAAUUGUGGUCAUUCAACUUCACCUCCAGGAUAUCGAAAGCAUGGAUAUAUCGUAGAGAUUUACAGAAUUUAAGAUCAUUACCAUUGUUUACGUAUGAUAGAGCUGCUGUCUUAUUGAUUGAAAAAUUCGAUGAAUUUCAAGAAAAAUCUUCUGCUGUUCGUCGAUUUGAAGUACUGAAGGAAAAAGGUUUGAACCUGUUCAACAGAAAAAAGACUCAUUCAUCAACAGAUGGUCAGAAAAACAAAUGUGUUUCACGUGAUCGCCUUAUUUACCUUGGUAGUUUGAAUGGUCAGCUGUAUGUUCAGGUUGAAGAUGGUAUAGAUCUUCCAAGUCCUGAUAUGAUCAAUCUUUCUAAGAGCUUAUCACUACCAGCAAAUGGAGUACUAGAUCAACAUAAUGAGCCUGGCGCCUCUUCGUUGAUUGGAUAUUAUCGUGCAUCUUAUUCGAAAGCAUCAAAAAUGCCAACACUUAUUCAACCUCUCCUUUCGGAUGACAGUGUUGAAGAUACAAUUGAAAGAGUUACUGCGCUAGGAUUUCCAAACAAUGCAGAUAACUUUAAGCCUUUACUUGGCUUUGAUUCAGAUAUCUCAGCUGAAGAAACAAAAACACAACAUUCAACUAGUGAAGAGUCUAAUUAUAACAAUGGUCUACCGGAACGAAUAUUUAAUAGUGCUAAUGACUUAGUGAUGCUUCUUUUACGUGCAAGCGAAAUUGCUGUAAAUCAUUCACCUAAUGAUUCUGAAGCCAGUCGUUCUCUUGGAUUUAGUUUGUCUACUCACUUCAUGCAGAUGGCAUUAGUAGCUGCUAUCCUUUAUUUCACUGCACAGUGGAUCAUGAAUAUGAAAAUUAACUAUGAUACACAGUUAAGAAAUAACUCAUUCUACGAGAAAACAUGUUAUCUUGAAUCAGUUGUUGUUCAACCAAAUAGUUCGUCGGGAAGUUCAAAUGAAACAGCAGUAUGUCCAUCCUGUUCCACUUCAAAUACUUCAUCAUCGUCUCCCCCACCUAAUCAGUCUGUUUCUGGUCCCUUUUAUCAGUCAUCCUUCAUAUCGCCAUUUGAAACAGAUUUCAAAUUUAUACGUCGCCUUGGACGUGGUGGUUUUGGACAAGUGUUUGAAGUUGAAAAUCGUUUAGAUGGUUGCCGGUAUGCUAUCAAACGUAUUAAGAUGAAUGAUGCUGAUGAUGAUAAAAAUGUGUUUCUACGAGAAGUGAAAGCUUUGGCUACUCUCGAUCAUCCAGGCAUAGUUCGCUAUCAUCGAGCUUGGAAAGAAUAUCCUCCAGCUGGUUGGCAGGAAUCACGUGACGCCUUGGUAUUGGAUAUAUCGGAUGACUGUACCAGUAGAAGUGGUGAUAGUGGUCAUGAUUAUGGAAAUGAUGAAAAUCGUUUGUCAAGUAUUGUUUCCUCAUCAAAUUUUGAUUCACGUCGUUCAAGUAUAUCGUUAAGUGUUGAAGAAAAUUCCGUAGGAUCAGAUGGAUCUAUUUCUUUCAGGUAUGCCCACUGUGGUUACAAUCAUCUCUACUACUUCUAAUGAUAAUGUCAUGUUCACACACUAUUAGGUUUAAUAGACGUUAAAUAUGUGUAUUUCAGUUGAUAUUGUUUCAAAAUGAAUCCUAAGGGUUUUAUUCAUUUUGUUUUCAUCUUUCCUAUAGUUCUCAUAAACAUUGCAAGCCUAAUUCGGAUGGUGAUGAUAGUCUUAUUGUAUUUGAAAAUCCAGUUGGUUCUGAGAAACACUCAUCUGCUAAUACAAACAUUUCAAAAUAUUCAUUGAACAAAAGAUCUGCAAAAGUACAGCUAAAUCACGAAGUCAGAUAUACAUGUUAUUUAUACAUUCAAAUGCAAUUGUGUUCUCCAAAAAGUCUACGUGAUUGGCUUGCUGUACACAAUGCUCCAGAAUCACGCCCACGUGUCGAAUUAAUUUCCAUGUUUCGUCAAAUUGUAGACGCUGUAGCCUAUUUACAUAAUCAUGCUUUAAUGCAUCGUGAUCUGAAACCUUCUAAUAUCCUUUUUGACUUAAGCAAUCGUCUUAAAUUGGCUGAUUUCGGUUUAGUCACUUCUAUGUCAGAUGAAAAAUCAAGUCAACAAGAUAUGUUGCCGGUGAAUUGCAGUGACCGAAAUAAACAUUUUUCAUACCCUCAAAUGAUUAAUGAAAACUACUUGAAUACUACUGAUAAUAAUAAUAAUGACGGACAUGGUAAUUGUAUUGAUCGUCAACUACGUCCCUUAGAAGACAUCAGUACUGUACAACAAAAGCGUACUGUCUUUGCACGUCGACAUACUGACCAUGUGGGCACAGAUCUGUAUAUGAGUCCUGAACAGGAACGAAGUGAUAGUUACGACCAUAAAGUGGACAUCUUUUCAUUGGGAUUAAUCUUCUUGGAACUGUUGAUUAUAUUCAAUACAUCAAUGGAAAGGAUUUGCACCUUGACACGUGCAAAACAACAAAAACUCCCAAAGGAUUUUGUCACUUUUAAUCCAGUCGAAACUGACUUCGUUCUGAAACUUUUGGAUAUAAAUCCAUUCAAUCGUCCUGAAGCUUCUGCUAUUUUGGAGAUUCCAUUAAUUAAACAAUCUGCCUCAUAACAUAAAGAUUUGUCCAAUAAAUAUCAUCCAGUAAAAUACAAUUUUAUGUUUAUUUAGAUUUCUCAUCGCUCAAGUUUAUAUUUCCCUUUUUUUCUAUAUUUGUUGUCUGUGAUCUGUAAAAUAUACGUUUUUUUGUAU
Molecule: messenger RNA, 3596 nt
Organism: Trichobilharzia regenti
Lineage: Eukaryota; Metazoa; Platyhelminthes; Trematoda; Strigeidida; Schistosomatidae
Source: the annotation of a GenBank genome assembly